Pelobates fuscus (common spadefoot toad) is the source of this 577-nucleotide messenger RNA. RefSeq names its product transmembrane protein 234 (gene TMEM234). The record is from RefSeq and is a predicted model, not a curated record. The coding region runs from base 83 to 481 and encodes 132 amino acids. The transcript has 4 exons. Lineage: Eukaryota; Metazoa; Chordata; Amphibia; Anura; Pelobatidae.
UACCGGAGCAUGUUGUUAUUGGACUCCUGUAUUGGACUCCUGUAUGGUUCUGCAUUAGCCCCCCUCCGCCUAGUUACAGCCAAUGUCCCUCUCUGUCCGAGACCUGUGCUCUCUAGUCCUGGUGUCUUUCCUUUGGGGAGCCACCAACCCCUUUCUGCGGAAGGGAGCAGAGGGCUUGGAGCGUGUAAAGGAGGAGAGAAGUAUCCGGCAGCUCCUGUCUGAAGCCAAGUUUUUGAUCUCCAAUUGGAGGUAUAUGGUCCCUUUCUUGAUGAACCAGUGUGGCUCAGUGGGUUUCUACCUCACCUUGGCUUCAGCAGAACUAUCCCUGGCUGUCCCACUCUGUAAUUCACUGGCUCUGGUCUUCACGGUGGUUACAGGCACAUUUCUUGGAGAAGAUAUUGGGGGCAGAGGAGCAAUCCUGGGAUUAUUUCUAACUGUUCUGGGCACCACACUGUGUGUAGCAAGUUCUGUCAGUGACUGAGGUAAUGACAUCAUCACAUUAGUAUGUGGCAUGAAUUAAAAGAGAAGAUGAGCUAUCCUAAAAUGAUUGUUGAAAUUUCAAGAAACUCCAGCACAC